Messenger RNA from Mya arenaria, 1164 nucleotides. RefSeq lists its product as uncharacterized. The transcript has a single exon. Lineage: Eukaryota; Metazoa; Mollusca; Bivalvia; Myida; Myidae. The annotation marks the transcript as partial. The record is from RefSeq and is a predicted model, not a curated record.
AGUACCACUACCACUACCAGUACCACUACCAGUACAAGUGCCACUAUCACUACAAGUACCACUACCAGUACAAGUACCAUUAUCACUACAAGUACCACUAUCACUACAAGUACCACUUCGAGUACAAGUACCACUAUCACUACAAGUACCACUACCACUACAAGUGCCACUAUCACUACAAGUACCACUAUCACUACAAGUACCACUACCACUACCAGUACCACUACCAGUACAAGUACCAUUAUCACUACAAGUACCACUAUCACUACAAGUACCACUAUCACUACAAGUGCCACUAUCACUACAAGUACCACAAGCAGUACAAGUACCACUAUCACUACAAGUACCACUACCAGUACAAGUACCACUAUCACUACAAGUACCACUUCGAGUACAAGUACCACUACCACUACCACUACCAGUAAAAGUGCCACUACCAGUGCCACUACCAGUACAAGUGCCACUACCAGUACCACCACCAGUACAAGUGCCACUUCCAGUACCACUACUAGUACAAGUGCCACUACCAGUACCACUACCAGUACAAGUGCCACUACCAGUACCACUACCAGUAAAAGUACCACUACCAGUACCAGUACCACUACCAGUACCACUACCACUACCAGUACAAGUACCAGUAACACUACCAGUACCACUACCAGUACCAGUACCACUACCACUACCACUACAAGUACAAGUACCACUACCAGUACCACUACCAGUACCAGUACCACUACCAGUAGCACAACCACUACCAGUACCACUACCAGUACAAGUGCCACUUCCAGUACCACUACCAGUACCAGUACCACUACCAGUACCACAACCACUACCAGUACCACUACCAGUACAAGUACCACUACCACUACAAGUACAAGUACCACUACCAGUACCACUACCAGUACCACAACCACUACCAGUACCACUACCAGUACAAGUGCCACUACCACUACAAGUACAAGUACCACUACCAGUACCACUACCACUACCAGUACAAGUACCACUACCAGCACCACUACCACUACCAGUACCACUACCAGUACCAGUACCACUACCAGUACCACUACCACUACAAGUACAAGUACCACUACCAGUACCACUACCAGUACCAGUACCACUACCACUACAAGUACAAGUACCACUACCAGUACCACUACCACUACC